Molecule: messenger RNA, 909 nt
Organism: Coniosporium apollinis CBS 100218
Lineage: Eukaryota; Fungi; Ascomycota; Dothideomycetes
Exons: 1
Coding region: 1-909 (302 amino acids)
Source: RefSeq, a predicted model, not a curated record
AUGGCAUUUGUACCAGACGACCGCCCAGCCCCACCCGAGCCAUCAUACUCCUCACGAGCCCGCUCCCCCUACCGCGCGCGUUCUCCAGCCCCUCGCUCCCCACCCCGCCGCCGCGACUCGCCUCCGCGCGAACGCGAAUACACCAACGGCGCUCCUCCGCCCUCAGCACCCACCUACCGCAACGGCGACGACACCCGCUUCAGCCGCGCCCCGCCCUCCGGCCCCGGCGCCUCCCGCAACUUCUCAACACCCGCCAUGUCACCUCCCGUCGGCCCCUCUACAUCCACCGUCCCCGUCUCGGCCCACAACCGCGCCAGCAACCCGAUCCUCUCUGCGCCUUCGCGGCCACGAGGCGGCGGCCCUCCACGCGGAGGCUAUGGCCGGGAUCCUUACUACGAGCGCGACUAUGUGGGGGGACCGCCGCCGCCUCCGCGAAGGACGUCGAGCGCAUACCACGGCGGUCCGCCUGCUCGAGGGGGCUAUGGUGGUGGGGGGCCAGGAGCAGGCGGUCCACCAUCCGGCCCCCGCGGCCCUCUGCCGUACGCGCCGCCCUUCCGCGGCAGCUCAAACAGCACAUCCACGACCUAUCCCCGCACGCAGCGCUUCAACGGCCCGCCCAGCGGUCCCGGCGGAGGAGCAUCGCAGCAUCUCGAGGGCCUCGCGAAGGAGGUCCCAGGCGGCCAGAGACAGCCGGAGGUGUUUGAUAGCAGCAAGCUGAACAAGCUGGAGGAGGAGGCGAGAAGGCUGCGGGAGCUUAUUGCGGAGAAGCAGGCCAGGAAGCGCGGAGGGGUCAGGGAGUGGGAACGGUUGGGCAGGGAGGCGGAGAAUGCGGAGCUGAGGGCGGAGUUGGCGGAGGGGAGCUUGAGGACACUCAGUGGGGAGGAGGGCGUAGGUGGGGCGGCUUUUUAG